Salmo salar (Atlantic salmon) is the source of this 4546-nucleotide messenger RNA. RefSeq names its product coiled-coil domain containing 120b (gene ccdc120b). NCBI's taxonomy places the organism in Eukaryota, Metazoa, Chordata, Actinopteri, Salmoniformes, Salmonidae. The record is from RefSeq and is a predicted model, not a curated record.
AUAAAUAAAUACAGUAUAGAUAGUCAGGCAGGCAGACAGGCCGAUCGGCUCCGCCUCGUCCCUACGACAGUAGCACAGCCGUGCUUAAGAAAGUCCUUGGAAUGAACCUGAUAACCUGAUAACCUGAUAACGUGAAGCCAUCCAAAUUCCAAAAAGCAUACUUUUUCUAUAAUGCACAUACAAUGGACAUAGACAAGCUAGGUCUGAUAGUCUUUCACAUUCUGUAUUAACUGUAGGCCUAUUUGUGUUUUGUCACAUUACUGAAAAUGUAAAUGAUCUGUCUCUUUCUGUUACAGGAUUUAACAUUAGACACUUGAAGAUCACUUUACUGUUGGGGACUAGUGGAAGAGGCACAUUUCUUACUGGCUUAACAAAAAUAGAUGGCUAACCAGACACCUGGAGAACAUAUGCUUGAAGUUGCAAGUAGGUGAGGUUUUGAUUGGCUGAGGUUUGAGAAGCAAGACCUCACGAAUCAGACCACAUGGAGGUCAAAGGGCGUCUCAUCACAUCCAUGGGUGUGGGGUCUCCAGAUCAGGACAGCAAGCUGCAAGCUGAGCGCAUCUCCGCAUUACAGGAGAGAAAGCAAAUCCUGGAGGACAUCCUCAGCAGCCGAAUGGGAGAGCUGAGACAAGUGUGUCUGCUGGAGGCGGAGCUGACCGGGAUGGUCCCACAUGCUUUCCCCCUGGAGACAGGAGAGAGAGCUCCUGUUGUAGAGCGCAGGGCUGGCCUGGCACAUAACAACACCAAGGGAGAGGAUGAGACAGGUCAGCGAAGGCAGAUGAAAACACUCUUCAGUGGUGCUCUGUACAGACACUCAGAGUCAGACAGGAAUGUCCCCAACAGCAGGAGGACCGUUCACCGUGGAUGCCACACAGAGGACACAGUGAUGUCGGAGAGUACUAGCUCCAUGUCAGAUUCAACGUCCCAUGACAAUGAGGAGUCCUCUCCCAGUGUGGCAGAAGACCACCGCUCCAUGUCCCAGCCCCGUCUGGGCAGCCCAGACCACCGGGUCUGUAGGAAACUGUCCCCAGUGGAGAUAUACUAUGAAAUGAGAACACGCCGUAACUCUGUGACCAGCUCUAUCAGCCCUAGUCAUUCUCUACCAAGGAGUGCAUCUAAUGUUGAAGGCAGAAGUGUUCCUGCUACCCCCCUUCUCGCCCGAACCGCCCCAAUCAGUGUUCAUGUCAGAUCAGAUGACUCUGGUGGGAUUUCACUAAAGCAGUGGUCUGGCAGCCUGGAUGUACCACAUAUGGAGCCCCUGGCCCAGGAAGGCCCCUCCUCGGAGCGCAGAGGCUGCCCUUACAGCUCCCGUGCCCGGCGAAGCAACAGUUCUGAGGCCCUGCUUGACCGCUCCAGUCUCCCCGAGGACCCAGCCCCCAGGAAUGGAAUGCCCCCCAGAGGAGGGCCUUACAAAAGCUCUGAGGCCCUCACUGACGGCAAGCUGAGGCACAUCCACCUGGGCAAUCCUGAGAGACAGGAGCAGGCCAACCUGCGGCUGUCCAUGGGUGGGAGAGUAGAAGCAGCAGAAGGAGGGGGUUACAAUGAGCUCCUAAUGGAUUACAUCUGGGGAAAGCAACAGAGGAUGCAAGUGCAACACCAGCUGUACCAAUCAACAGGUAGAAUCUGGCAGGACAUUUCCUCUCCUCGAUCGUCCACUGCUGCAGUGCCUCCUCACGCCAAUGGCUUCUCCCACUCCCAGGUGCAUCUUCCCAGCGCUGCCCCUUCCUACAGUCCCAGGGUGAUCCGUAGCUCCCAGGCAGAGCCUCGCAGAGUCAAAGUCACCCGGACCAAGUCCUGCGGACCCUUCAUCCCCCUGCAGCAGGAUGCCAUCCUGCUCUCUGCUUAUGAGUCUCCCCACCCUGCCCCAAGCUCCACUACCUCCUCCAUUCCCAACCUGCACCCCUUCCAGACUGAGCUGUCCGGCCCAACAUUCAAUCGCAGGCCUCCCCAGUUCUCUCUCCCCACCCCUGAGGACUCGACGAGGAGUCUGCAUAAAGCCUUGGCGCUGGAGGGUCUCAGAGACUGGUAUCUGAGGAAUGCCCUCGGCUACCCUACCACUACAUCAAAGGGGCAUGAUGCAGGGGUCUCCCGUCUCUCACACCCCCACCCUUUGGUGCACCAGGCUCAGUCUAUACAAGGUGAUCCACUCCAUAGGUCCCAGAUGUCUCAGUCAGCCAGCUUCCAUGGCCACCCACUGCAUGGAAGGUCAAUGGAGUUCUCACUCUAUCAAGAGCCCAUUCAUCCCCAGAUGCAAGACAUGACUCCAAAGGAGCCCAGUGCUGACCCUGGCACUUUGGUCUGAUAUAGCUAAAUAUAUAUUCAAACACACACGCGGACGGACGGACGGACGGACGGACGGACGGACGGACGGACGGACGGACAGACAGACAGACCCGAACACUGUAAAAGGAGCUGAUAUAAGGUGACCUCACAAGCUAAAAAAAAAACAUUACAACCACAGCAGAAAAAGACUGUAAAGCCGUUCUGAAUGCCCUCUGUUGAAAAUGAGCCCACCAACUUUUGACCCGUAGAUCGCAAAGCGAGAAAUAGAUUUGCACUGGAGCUGUCCCAGGAGUCACAGAAUAUAUUGUUAUUCUGUAGCUACUGUAUACUGUAUUGUAUUAUAUUGUUGGUCAGACCCAAGCCACAUGUAACAAACAUCCUCCUUGUUUAACCUAACAAAUCUCCCAAUAUAUAAUUUUUUACAGAAUAAAGUAUAUGUAUUCUAAAUUACUAUUUUGUAUCUUCUGAGAUAUAAAGAAUAGUUCUAUAAAAGAGGUAAUUUAGUGUCUUGUGAUUUACAAAAAUAUAUAAUGAACUCAUAUCAACUAAAAAGUAGUUAAACACACCAGUGAAUGUGUAAAUUAACCUGUUUGUAAACAUUAAUAUAUAUGUCUUAUCUCUUCAUCUGUCCAUCAAACAUACACAUUUCAGACGUGCUUGCUAUUUCUCAUGUUUGUCAAGUGAACACAAAUCCUUUCAAAGCUUGGUCUUCAAUCAACAAAUGAAAGAAAUUCCUGUUGUUGCCAAAUUGUUGUUUCAUGCAAGCUCUUUUUUUCUGCAUUUCCUAAGAGUCCAGCUGCUGAAACGACAUAAUAGUCAAGUUCAGGUAAAAACCUGAGGACUUUUAGAGGUCUAUGACAGUUGUUUAAUGAACUUUCUAUUCAUUUCUUUUCAUUCAGUUGCGUAGCACAUUUUCCUUCAGAGCACUUUAUGAACGUCAUAAGCCUUAACCAAUUGCAGCAGUGGGAUGGGGAAAUUGUCCCCAAGAGAGAACACACUAAAACCAGAAAAUGGUUGACAGCGUAUGAAGUUUGAGCAAAUAAGAAAAGUGUUACCAGGUUGAAGUUCAUGUUCAAGUCUACGUCAAGGUGGAAUUUUUGUGGCCCAUUUGGACAUUCACGAUCAAAGUGAUGUAGUGUAUAAAAUUAUGUAUUUAUAAGAUUGUAACAACAUUAUCAACAAUAAACCGCAUAUUUGGAUCUGUAUGUAUCAUGAUAAUAAGCUAGAUUUGAUUCUAAAUUCCUUUAUAAACUGAUGUCAACUUAAUGUGGAGAAAUGAAAAGGGGUCUAACUAGAACAGGGCUAGGGGAUGGGACUGUUGGCAUGAGCAGGCCUUAUGUCAAAACUCAUAAAUGUGGUAGUAUGAGAAUACGUUUCCAUUGUAUCAUGUCAUACGCUACUCCUAUUGGUGGCACAAUGUUAUCAUAAUGGUAAAAAUUAUUUCAUGUAAUUAAUGCCAUUCCCAUAUACCACCGCAAUUCAAGAACAGCCCUUUUAUAAACUUCCCAUGACAUGUGCUUGUUUGUUCUUGUGUAUCUUAGGUUCAUGAUUAUACCAUUAUAAAAGGGCAUCACUAACAACCUGAAUGGUAGGAAAUUAAUACCUCUGGAAAGAAAUGUAUGAGUAGCUAAUAAAGAUCUUUCAUUUUAACUGAUUAAUGUCAUGGCUUCAUCUAUUGACAUGUUUUACAGGUAAAGCUAUUCCUUUUAUCUCAAGUACCUUUAAUGGAAUGUUAUAUUUGUUUUAAAUGUUGGUGUUUUCACAUUCAAUAGUUAGUGUGUGAAUUUCUUCAAGCUAGUCUAAACCUGAAACUGAUGACCAAACUGCUGUGCAUUGGGGGUCGUAAAUGUAUUUUUCAGGUGAUGUACUUAUGUCUGUAAAACAUAAAUGAAUAUACAUUUAGCUCGAAGGAAAUUUAUCCAGAAUAUAUAUUGUAUAUUUAUGAACUUAUAACAUUUUGUAUCUAUUUGUGAAAUACACUUCUGUCAUAAAACCCAUUCAGCACCAGCCAGAGAAGUGCGGUGUUAACUAACAUUUACAAGUGUAUUAGUUGUAGCUUUUCGGAGAAUGAGUUAUGUUGAUUGACUGGAAUUGUUUGUGACAUAUUGACUGAAAUCCGCUUCUGUUUUUCUCCUGAAAUUUUUGCAUCCUAUUACAGUAUGUCCAUAUUUCAAAGGGGUGAGAAAUACUGUACAGUUUCUGUUUGAGGAUGGGGUACAUUCAUUGAUAUUUUUUAAAUAAAGUAUCAUCAUGGUAAAUGCAA